AUGGUGUCAGGCUUCUCUUUCGGCGGCGGCGGCACCGGCGGCUUUGGUUCUUCCGGCUCAGCCUUUGGCGGUAGCUCAACUCCUGCGUUUGGUUCAGGCGGUUUUGGCCAGCAGCAAUCACAGCAACCACAGCAACAGACAGGCGCUUUUGGCCAGCCAGCACAGACUCCCGCUUUCGGCUCAUCUGCUGGUGGUUUUGGGUCAUCAGGCGGUGCAUUCGGCCAGUCUAAUACCCCCUCUACUGGCUUAUUCGGCGCUAGCAGACCUCCUCAGCAAGGCUCUGGUUUCUCUUUUGGCGGUGGUGCUUCAGCAGCCCCUGCAGCUCCACAAGCAAACCCAUCUCCCUUCGGUGCACCUGCACCCGCUUCCACAUCCACUUUCGGCCAGCCAGCUCCAACUGCCUUUGGUAGUUCUUUAGGUGCUGGCGGCGCAUCUGCAGAUGUCAAAGGCACAGACCCAUUCGAAGUUAACCAGCGCGUCGAAGAUCCAAAAGGACCAGACCGUAUUACAGACAGGGUCAAGUUCCAUUCAAUUAACACUGAAGCCAAAUUCCAGCCUUUCUCAUUCGAGGAGUUGCGUAUGAUGGAUUACGAAAGAGGCACAAGAAACUCCUCUCAAGCACCUUCUACCGGUGGCUUCGGUGCUUCUACUUCAGGCGGCUUUGGCAGCACAUUUGGUGCUCCAAGCACCGGUAGCGCGUUUGGCCAGUCAGCCGGUACUGGCGCUGGCGCUGGCGGCUUUGGAUCAAAUACAGGCUCUACCGGUGGUGGAUUGUUCGGUUCAUCUCAGCCUCAACAAAACAGUGCCUUUGGUGGCUCCUCUGGUGGAUUUGGUCAGUCGCAACCAAGUCAGCCAGCGGGUGGUGGAGGCUUGUUUGGCCAAUCUAAUACCCAAUCCACGCCAUUUGGUGGUGGCUCUACUGGUAGCGCCUUUGGGCAGCAACCUAAGCCUUCCCUAUUUGGCUCUACAUCAACAAACACUCCAUUUGGUGGCGCUGGCGGUGGUGCAGCUGGCGGAUCUGCAUUUGGUCAAUCCAACCCACCUGCAUCAGCACCAUUCGGUCAAUCUAGCACAGGAGGUGGCUUCGGCAGCAAUACAGGUGCCAGCGGUGGUACAGGCUUCUCUUUCGGCCAACCUGCUAGUACUACCCCAGCAACUGGUGGAUUCGGUGCUGCAGCACAACCAAGUACUGGUGGUGGCUUAUUCGGACAAAGCGCACAAAAACCAGCGUUUGGUGGAGCUUCCUCAACACCAUUCGGUCAAUCUUCCACUGGUGGUGGAUUUGGUUCUGGUGCGACUGGCGGCUUUGGACAAUCUCAACCGAGUCAACCACCUGCAGGAGGUGGUUUGUUCGGACAAUCUCAGCCUAGUCAACCACCAGCUGGCGGUGGUCUGUUUGGCCAGCAGCAAAAUAGCCAACAACAGCCAAGUAGUACAGGAUUUGGAAGUGGUGGACUGGGUGGAUUCGGCCAACAAAACAAACCAGCGACAUCUGGUUUUGGUGGAUUCGGAUCUACCAACACUGGUGGUACUGGUGGUGGAUUUGGUGCAGGUGCUAGUACUGGCGCUGGUGGCUUUGGUCAAAACCAAUCAAACACCGGCGCCUCUGGUGCUACUGGCGGCGGAUUAUUUGGUGGACAGCAGAACCAACAACAGCAGCCAUCUACUGGUGGAUUUGGCUCUGGAGGUAGUGGAUUUAGCUUUGGCCAAAACAGCCAACAACAGCAGCCACAACAACCAGCGCAACAGCAGCAGCCAUCGAGUGGAUUCAACUUUGGCGGUGGUUUAGGUGGUACCCAGAACAAGCCAGCAACUGGAGGAUUCGGCAGUGGCUUUGGCUCGAAUACAGGCACAGGAGGAUCUACUGGAGGUGGUGGACUUUUCGGUGGUGGCUUAGGAUCAUCAGCAAACAACAACAACACAGGAACGGGUGGUGGUGGACUGUUCGGCGGCGCUGCCAACAACACCUCAACUGGAGGUGGUCUUUUUGGUGGUGGUGGUGCAUCUGCUGCUCCGAAACCAGCUGGUGGAUUGUUUGGCAGCACCGGUACUGGAGGAGGGUUUGGUGGAGGGUUGGGACAGUCUUCGACUGCACAACCUGCUCAAAACAACACUGGAGGCUUUGGCGGUGGCAGUUUGUUUGGACAGUCGACCCAGCAAAAUUCACUUCAACAAUCGCAACCAAAUUUGAGUGCAUCGGUCGAUCAGUCACCUUACGGAGCCAAUCCAUUAUUUGAUCUGGGACCAAAUCCACAGAUUGGACCAACUGCCGUAGCGGUUGGAGGAGCAUCAACUGUGAACAAGAAAAAACCAGUGUUGAAUGCAUCAGCAAGUAUGCGUUCACCAGCUAGACCUUUGAACAGACUGAGAGGAUUCGCUGCAUCACCAGGCACACCAAUUUCACCUUCAGCUGGUGUUAACUUGUCAUCAUCGGUGAUGCCACCGUCUUCACCAAGCAUGAGUGUGAACGGAGGAAUGAGAUCAUCCCAAAGAUCAUUGAAUCUCUCAAGAGCUGGAUCACCAGCUGCGUCGACGAAUGGAGGAGUGUUGAGUGGAUUGCCAAGCGAGAAUGCCAUGUCGCCAAAUGCAUUUAUGCCACGCUCAUCAGUAAAAAAAUUGGUGAUUGAUCGCAAACCUAUACCAGAUUCACCAAGCGCGGCAGCGUCAGGAUCGCCUAAUAGUCUCGCGCAGAGCAAGACGGGUGCAAAAGUCAGCUUCAAUCCGCAUCUUGAAAAAGCAGCACAAGACAGCCAUAGCGUUGGCCUCGGCGAUAGUAUAUCAUCAACACCUCACGAAAAUACACCACUGAAGACAUCAAAUACUUCACAAUUCGUUAAGUCUACUACACCAACAGCCAGCCCACCACCAUCAACAAAUACACUCGGGUCAUCAGUCGUCAGCGUAGAAGCAUCACCGCAGAUUGAGGAAGGCCACUACUACUCAAUACCAAGUGUAGAUGAACUAAACAAAUACAGCUACAGGGAGCUGAAAUCAGUAGAGGGAUUGAAGGUCGGCCGAAAAGGAUACGGUGAAAUACACUUCCUUGAACCAGUCGAUCUGACGACACUGGAUGGAUUGAAUGAACUGACGGAUGGACAACUCGUUGUAUUUGAGAGCAGAGUGGCUUACGUGUAUCCAGAUGGAGUCGAAGAAGGCGAGGAUAAUCCAGAAAAUGCACCACUCAAGCCAGCACCUGGACGUGGACUGAAUGUAGCGGCUGAAAUAGAAUUAGAGGGCUGUUGGCCAAAAGACAAGGCGACUGGAGAGUAUAUUAAGGACGACUCGCAUCCCAAGACAUUGUCGCAUCUCAACAGAUUAAAGAAAGUUUCUGGUACGACGUUUGUUAGCUACGAAAGCAGAAUUGGUAGAUGGGUAUUCCAAGUGCCUGGAUUCUGA
Molecule: messenger RNA, 3396 nt
Organism: Wallemia ichthyophaga EXF-994
Lineage: Eukaryota; Fungi; Basidiomycota; Wallemiomycetes; Wallemiales; Wallemiaceae
Product: Nucleoporin
Exons: 8
Coding region: 1-3396 (1131 amino acids)
Biological process (GO): post-transcriptional tethering of RNA polymerase II gene DNA at nuclear periphery; protein import into nucleus; RNA export from nucleus
Cellular component (GO): nuclear pore cytoplasmic filaments; nuclear pore
Molecular function (GO): structural constituent of nuclear pore
Source: RefSeq, a predicted model, not a curated record